This is a messenger RNA of Naegleria fowleri, 1299 nucleotides long. RefSeq lists its product as uncharacterized. The transcript has a single exon. The record is from RefSeq and is a predicted model, not a curated record. NCBI's taxonomy places the organism in Eukaryota, Heterolobosea, Eutetramitea, Acrasida, Naegleriidae. Bases 1 to 1299 code for a protein of 432 amino acids.
AUGGGUUCAGGUCUCACCAAAAAUUCUUCAUCCCAACAACUACGGUAUUCAGCCAAUAGUUCCAUGUCAAGUGAAACUGCUGCUUGGAUGAAUGGAGCAAGAUGUCCUCUCAGACCAUCCACUUUGGAACUUGUUGUCCAAUCACAACCAUGUGAAGGUCCACCUCGAUUCACAAGCGUCUCGAGAAAAUCAUUGCACUCGAAACAUUUGGAAACAAGAGACAAGGAGAUACUCGAUCCAGAACAUCUUCUUCUUACAUGCAAAGAUCUCCAACAUUCUUCAGAAGCAGCAUCCUUACACAACGAAAAGGCAACAGAAAGGAUGUUGAAUAACCCUUAUGAAACAAUGGUUCAUCAUGAGGAUGGUGGACCCUUUAAAAGAGUUUCAUCCUUACCCGUUGGGUCACAUGCGCCCAAUAUCGACAUGCGUCACCACCCAACAUGUGCCGCUGAAUCUGUCUUAAACGGCACCUAUCAGAAGAAGUUGCUUUCAACAUUUCUUGAGAAUGAACCAUCCGAACCAGAAGGUUGUGGAGUUGACAACUCUCACGAGUCCAAUGAUACCAUGGUACCACUAGUACUGAUGGUGGUUGGCGAAAGGUGGAAAACAUUCAUGAAUACACACACCUCAAAGACCAAUUCUCAAUCCAUCACCAAAAAACGACCAUUCAUUGUUGCUGAAUGUUCUUCUUCCAUUUCAGCCUCAGAACAAUCUUCACAUCGUAAAUCUCAAUACGAUGAAAGACCUCUUACUCCAUUCCUCAAGGAGACUAUGGAGAUGAAACACGUUGUCAUAUCUGCUGAAAAUACUUCUGGUUCUCCACCACCACUCUCAAAGGAAACUCCAAGAUCAUCAAGACAGCAGAAACCCAGGGAGGACAACCAACAACAAGUGUCAACGUUCAGUGCUGAAACGACAUUGUCUCCUGGAAAUUGUAUCAUUAUAUCGAAUCACAAGAGUGAAAAUACCUUGGUUCGAACUUUGAGCACAAAAUCCCUUUCCAAAGUCGUUUCCUCUCCAAUUCAAGUCGUUCCAAAAGACUCUCCAUGCCGUGUGAGAGAUUCUGUUCAAUAUUUAAAUUCACCAACGAUGAAGAUCAACCAUUCACAUUCAGCUCUAGGUUUCAGGUCUCUUCUUCUUCCAUCGAUUGAUAAGCAAAUGUUGGAAAAAGUUCCAUUUCUCACUGUGACUCGAUCUGACGAGCCUCUUUGUUUCAGUCAUUUACCUCCUUGCUUGAGAAAAAAGAAUGAAUGCUCUUCAAGUGUACACAAAAAUAGGAAAUACCUGGACGUGUUGUAG